UGAAUCUCCUUACUUUGUUCUCAGUCAGCAAUUAACAUAGUAGAGGAGAAUUUACACGUUGAUCUUUUCUUGAUAGAAUGAUGUGUUAUUCCACCCGUUGUCUGGGUCAGCGGAUCAGGACAGCGACAAGUUCCAGGAAAAAACAUGACCUCUAUUUUCGACAGCAAAAUGGCGAUUGUUUUAGCAUUUAGUGACAGUAGACGGUGAAAUCAUCACUUAUCGCUUUAAAAAAUCUAAAAAGCCUUCAAGGAAAGAGAAUCUCUGUGUACAUCUGAAGCGAUGGUUGCACAAUUUGUUAAGACGUGUUUUGUGCUUAUGAAUUUAGCUGGUGGUUAUAGUUUCCUAGUGGCUGAUUCUGUGAAAAGGAGUCAUUUACAAGAUCACUUGCGAGUGCGAAGAGGAUUUCGCUCAUAUUUUUACAACUAUUUGGACGAAAUUGCCAUGGCAACGUGUGCUGCCAUUCCUAGUAACGGACCAGGCCUGAUAUAUGCUGUCAGACGGACCUGUGGAGAGAAACCCGACUGCAAGCACAUCUGUACCGACAAAAAGUUACGAGAACAAGGACCAAAGGAAGUACAUAACCUUACCUGGGAUUGUACUGAGUCUUUACACGUCUACAAAAGGCAACCUGCCCUAGCGGACAAUUAUGAUGAAUAUACAGAUUCUCACAAACUAGGCUUGGCUGUGUUUCGCCAUCAUUCUUGCACUGUGGCUGAUUGUGGUCCAAACUACUGCUGCUGUAGAGCUGUUGCACUAUGAAUGUGCCCUGACCUCAUUACAUUCUCUAUUUGUUAACUGGGGAGAUCAUUUACUAUGCAGCUUUUCUGAACCCCUAAUUUCCUACCUGGAAAAGGACGUCGAGGAAGUGAACAGAUACCAGAUUAAAUCCUAAAAAUGACUCAGAGUUAGAUAAUGGCCACACCAUAAUAAAAUAAUUUACUAUCUACGACCCUCGAUAAUUUAAUGUACUGUGCUGUUUUUAACAGCACAGAGAGUUUUCCUUAGCGCGCCACGUCAGUUACAUUUAAAAGGAACUAUACUUCACUUUGUGUUAUAUGAGGUUCCAACUGAGUCGGCAUUUUUUUAAGUCGAAUUUUAAGAAAUGCCCCAUUUUUUUCCCGUCCUUAUUGUGUAUCAAUCUGUGUCCGGCUCAUAAAUUGCUACUUCCCAUUACCAAUCAGUAAAAUUUAAGUGAGUGUCCUUCGAUCCAACUGGCUGACAAAUAUAAUUGCCAUUUAAUUGUAGAACACGACAGUGAAGCAGGUGAUUUUUUUCAGUUCUUUAUCAUCGAUAGCAGCGAGCGAUCAGCAGUAAGACACUUACAUCAAUCAGAACAUGUGAAUGCGAGAAAAGAACACUCAUAAUUCCACGUUUUGGUCUCCAAGGUAUCCUUCGUGUUC
Pocillopora damicornis (cauliflower coral) is the source of this 1400-nucleotide messenger RNA. RefSeq lists its product as uncharacterized. NCBI's taxonomy places the organism in Eukaryota, Metazoa, Cnidaria, Anthozoa, Scleractinia, Pocilloporidae. The record is from RefSeq and is a predicted model, not a curated record.